AUGUUUGGUAUAUUAGACAAAAAUACUGAAUUAACUUAUCGAAUAUUAUUGAUUAUAUGUGAAAUAUUUGGUAUAAUAAGUAUUAUAUUGGUUUCUUUAUUUUAUGCUCAAGGCCUCUAUUCUAAUUAUUAUUAUGAUUGGAAUGCAAAUCCAUUUAGUUAUCAUCCAGUAAUGAUGACAACUGGUUUAGUAUUUUGUUUUGGAAAUGCCAUACUUUUAUAUCGAACAUUAAAAUCAACACGUAAAUUAAUAGUGAAAAUUCUUCAUGCUGGUUUUCUUAUAAUAUCAUUAACUUUUGCUCUUGUUGGACUUGUUGCAAUCAUUCGAUAUAAAAUGAGUCGUAGUUCAAUACAUUUUAUAUCAUUUCAUUCAUGGCUUGGAUUAACAACACUAAUUUUAUUUUUUUUUCAAUGGAUAUUUGGUUUUGUAACUUUUUUAUUUCCAAAAUUAAGUUUAAAAAUUCGAAGUGCAUACAUGCCAACUCAUCGUCUUUGGGGAAGAAUUAUAUUUGUAUUAGCUGUAGUUACAGUUAUAGCAGGUUUAUCUGAACAUGGAUAUGGUUCAUCAUUUUUUACAACCAAUGAUGUUGAACAAAAAAGACGUUUAAUUAUAAAUUUUUUUGGUGUAUUUACAGCUUUAUUUGGUAUAUUAGUUAUUUAUUUAGUUUCAACUUCUGAUUAUCAACGACCACCUGAUGAAAAUGUUGACAAAUGA
Molecule: messenger RNA, 714 nt
Organism: Adineta steineri
Lineage: Eukaryota; Metazoa; Rotifera; Eurotatoria; Adinetida; Adinetidae
Source: the annotation of a GenBank genome assembly